Molecule: messenger RNA, 3585 nt
Organism: Trypanosoma grayi
Lineage: Eukaryota; Euglenozoa; Kinetoplastea; Trypanosomatida; Trypanosomatidae
Exons: 1
Coding region: 1-3585 (1194 amino acids)
Source: RefSeq, a predicted model, not a curated record
AUGUCGGCAACACGGAGGGGCACCAGAACGGAGUGCAGUCCGCGGUACAGCCGGCUCUAUCCACGCGCCACGGACGCAGGAGCAGUGCCCUUCUCAUGCUCUUCCUUGGCCAGCAGAGAGGCUUCAGCGGCAACAACUACAGGGGAACUAGAGGCACGGGUAGGGAGCGAGCGGCGGGACCCAGUGCGGCAGAGAGUCUUGAAGCCCGCGUCCCUCUCGGCGCGUGCGCUUCCGGCACGCAGUGGGGUGCCGAACGGCGUCGGUCUCGCCAGUGCCGACAGCGCCGCGUUGUGCCGGGGGUGUUGCCGGGCGGCGCACGCAGACGCCGGCACCUCACGCACAACGUGGACGACGUCGCGGUCCACGACAUCCACAGCACGGAAGUCCACGCGUAAGAAGUCAAAGACAACGUCGCAGCACCAGCAGCACGAGGAAGACAGCAUUGGUGCCAAUAUGUAUCACGCCGCACGCGCUCAGCCGAUGCGGGUCAGUGAGGUACCACACGUGAGGCAUCAUCACCAGCAGCAGCAGCAGCAACAACACUUAGAUUAUGCGUCGCUCGAGGCGGAGGAGCUCAACUCAUUGCCGCGGCUUCUUCUCUCGCAGGACUUGCGUGGCGAGCAGGCGCGGCAAGAGCGGCUGCAGGCUGCGCCAUCCCCGCGAACCGGCGUGCCGAUACGCUCAGCUAUACGCCAGUCACAUUCGCAGAGCGUACAGUCCACGCAGGAGAGCAGGGGCGAGGUGCACCUUGACAGUAACGCCGACGACGACGAAGAAGAGGACGCCGGCUCCCUGCUGCAUGACAUGCACACUGCCGUCGGGACGACGGUGAGUGAGUUCGGGGCCCACCCGCAUUAUCAUCAGGAGCACCACCACGAUCCAUUCUCGGACAUCAGUCGGUCCCCCAGCGUGCGCCGCACUGCGGGUCCUGUUGUAACGGAGGAGUGGGCGCGCAGCAUUGUGCAGCCGCAGGACGAGUACCUGCUGUACGAUCGCCGCGCGCCAGGGAGCACAAACUACGAGGAGAUGGUGCGCCGCAACCAGGCACUCUGGCUGCGCGAGCGCGCGCGGCGUGUUGGGCGGCAUUCCGCUGACCACAGUGGUGUUGCUGCAGUUGCUGCCGCAGUGCCUGCCGCGAUGCCCGUUCUCACUGCGCGGUGGCUGCAAAACGACACGCAAGACUUGCCGUCAACCUCCCCAGAUGCUGAGAGCACGCCAGAGAUGGGGGAGAGCGAUGCGGCAGCGCGGGCGCGCACAGUGCAGAUGAAUGAGCGGCACAUUAUUGCCCGCGGCACGCCACUGCUGUUUAGGCAGCCACGCGCGCGGCUCUUUGCGUCGGAUAGGCACAGCGGUGGCUACUGGAAGCAGGGCAGCACGAUGACUUCUACCAGCACCACCGCUGAGGUGAGCACGGGCGUGGAGCUGAGCCCGGUGCUGCUGCAGCGCCGCUCCGACAACGACAUCAUGAUAUCCUCCAUCCUUCAGAACGGUUUCAACCGGGUGGAGCGCUCUGCCUCUCCCGUUGACACUGGAAGCUGCAACAACAACAAUAACAUCAAUAGUAAUGUCACGCCGGCAAGUGCGUCGCUUUUGACCCUAACCAACAAGCGACCGGUGCUGCUCUCGCAAAGUUUCACCCCUCUGCCGGCGCUACGAUCAUCAUCGAGGCCGUCGACGCCGUUUGAUGAGGGGAAGGAACAAUCCCCCGGUGCCACGUACGGCGAGAGUGAGCAGCGUGGUGGCAGCAGCGGUGCGGUCUCUCUACCCUCACCACUUCUACUCGACAUUGCCGCGCAAGAAGCAGCAGAGCUCUUUGCGAACCCCCUCUUCGCGCUGCGCAGCGACGAGAACUAUGAGCGGCUGAUGCUCGCGCAGGCGGAACACGACGAGCGAGAGCUGCUUCUGCAGCAGCAUGUCACUUCGCUGCAGCUAGGCCACUCCGUGCUGUGUGCCAACAGCACAAACGGCGGGCAGAAGCCGCGGCUUAAGGUGGAGGUGUCUGUUAGUGUGCAGCAGCAGCCGAAGCAGGCACCGCGGAAGGUGCGCAGCGAACCGGCAACGCCGCCACCACCGCAUGGGUUAGACAACAGCCGCAACACCUCCACCGAAGCCACUGGUGCCCGGCGAACGGCGACGACGACGGCCAGCGUGGCGAAGGAGCGGGAGGAGAGAAGCGGCAGUGGGACGGGGCGGUAUGUUGUAUUGGGAACCUCGCUACGCAGCAGAGCACCCGCCUUGGUGAAGGGUUCCGAGGUGCCGCAGCGGCUUAGCGCCAAGUCGGAGGAAAGGCCCGUGCAGUGGGCAGUCCGUGGCGCGGACGGCGGCCUUGGUGUAAAAGAGAUCCAUGGUGGGCGACAGGUGACAGCAGCGGCGCCAGAAGCAUCGCCCACUGCGCAUAAAAGGGGGAGCAAGAAUAAGUCGCAGAGUGUAGCAACAGCAGCAAGGCCAACAGCGGCAGCGGCAGCUGAUACAGCCCCACCGUCACGGCACUUCGGGGGUGUUUCCCGCCCACUCAAGGUUUCCGAGCUGCGUGCCGCAUCCGCGGGAGUGGAACAGAGGCGGCAGGAACGGGCGCAACGGAAAAAAGAACAACCACAGAGACAGCAGCAGCAGCUGCAAGAAGACGACGACGAAGAAGAAGAACGGAUUCCGCCGUCCUACCACACAGAUAGCACCCCUGACGUCUCUCCAACAAAGUAUAGUAUCGCGUCCGAAUCCCCGACACCAUCGCUCAAGGGGGCGGAGAACGGCCGAGCAAGGGAUGCAACGGGGCAGUGGGACAUUCCGUACCCCACAGCCGAGUCGCUGGCACGUGGCAGCUCCGCCCCGCGCUCGCCUGUGCGCCACAAGAUGAUGGAAGAUGUGGUGUCGCGUAACGCGGAGUCGCCGGAGCUACUCAAUACCACCAGCGGCAUCUCCUGCGUGAAGCCGCUCUCUGGAUCUGCAGUGGUGCCAGCAUCGCGCAGCGAGGCGACGCAACCGAGUCCAAAGAGCCGCGGUGGCAGGCGUGGCUCGUCGCCGUCAUCCUCGAAGCUGUCGGAGCUGGAGUGCGUCUCCCGUGGGGAGGAGCAGGACGUGGAGCUCAACGAGUACGCCCUUUUCGUCCUGCAGCAGCGGCGUGGGAAGCGCGGUAUCGCUGCCACCGCCGAUGACAACGGUAUCUUGUGGCUCAAGCAGCAGUUGCGCCUGGUGAACGGGAAGGAAUGUGAGGCGACGGAAAGCGACCGCAGUGAUAGUUUGUGGCCAGACAAGAGUAUUAGUGGCACAGUAGCGACAGGUGAGGACGCGUUGGGCAACGAUGAGAACGACUCUGAUUUGCUGAUGGAGGACGGCGGCCACUACGCGCGGAAUGUGGCGUGUGUUCUCACUGCAUUUGGGCAGUUGUGGCAAACGCCGUUCCAAGAUGUGAUGCGGCGCGAGGAACUGUCACUUGCCGUGCAGGCGCAGCUGCUGCUAUUUGAGGGAUCGCCGCUCCCUGAUGAGAGGGACGUCGUCUCCAGCGUUGACAAUACGAGCACCCAGAAUAAUGUCAUCAGCAGCAAUUGUCACAGCGCCCAGAUAAUGUGUACGGGUCCUGAAGAAUAG